AUGAUGGACCUCAACCAGCGCCAUCGCAAUCUCUUUCGCAGUCCAACAAAUCUGUCGAUGCGAGCGUGGCGUCGGACAGCUCUGGUCCAAGCAACCAUGCCAGUGGAAGUGACAGCCGACCAAGUGAGCCUCAGCGCGCGUCAAAUCAAGAGCGAAGCUCAGUGCUGCCGAAGCCAACAUCCGAGUCGCAACCAACUGCUCCGUCCCUCGGCGAAAUUGCGCGUGCGGGUGGCUCGGACAAAUACGAAGCAACGCGAGGACGGACGGAUUCCAAAGGAUCCAGUGCCUCCAACAAAGUUUGCGACGACAAACGGGCACCAUCGGAGCGACUAUCCCGUGAACAAGCGGCACCCCGACCCCAGCCGACCAUUGGAGAGUUAG
Messenger RNA from Aphanomyces invadans, 381 nucleotides. RefSeq lists its product as hypothetical. The transcript has a single exon. The coding region runs from base 1 to 381 and encodes 126 amino acids. The record is from RefSeq and is a predicted model, not a curated record. Lineage: Eukaryota; Oomycota; Saprolegniomycetes; Saprolegniales; Verrucalvaceae.